Messenger RNA from Nylanderia fulva, 1776 nucleotides. RefSeq lists its product as uncharacterized. The record is from RefSeq and is a predicted model, not a curated record. Lineage: Eukaryota; Metazoa; Arthropoda; Insecta; Hymenoptera; Formicidae.
AUUUCUCAAUUUACAAUGUAGUAAUCUUAUUGAGACGAAACUUGUAUUAUUUAAUGAAGCUCUCAUAGCACAUGUGAUUCGUUUACAUCACGAAAAAUUCUUUCUAUAAAAUAUGACAACCAAAACUGUGACAGUUAAAAACACUAAUAAAAAUUCCAAUAUUAACGCGCAACAUUCAAGUGAAUAUAUAGCAGCGUUGAAAAAUAUAUUAGAUGAAAAAUUAUUUCCGACCAAUUUCGAUAUGUGGCCUAUACAAGAACAAUCUACUUGGAUAAGUAAAAAUAUCGCCAAACUCUUUCCGAAUACGCCAAAGUCAUUGCUAGACUUUAUUCCAGCUUUGUAUCGUCAAUGUGAUUACGGUCGAUCGCAAGAAAAAAAACCCGAAUGGUUAGAUAUGGAUAAAUAUCGCCGAGGACAAAAAUUUGUGCGUGAUCAUUAUUUCUCGCUUAUAAUCUCUAAAAUAUUAGGCAUUAUGCAUAUUUAUUCUUUCGACGAUGCUCUUAAAUCGAUUAUUAUAAGUGGGCGCUCUCAUACGCCAUACUUGGGAUUUAAAAGGUAUUUGUCGACUAUAAAACGGUUUCUUAAUUUUUACAACGGAGAGCCUUGGGUUAAAGGAACGACCGCCUACAACGACAUGCAAUUUGCACGUAAAAUGCAUUUGAUAACGAGACAAAAAUUGUGCAAGCUCGAUAAUGAGCAAAUCAACAAUGCUUGCGAAAUCGCAAAAUCGUGGUCCCCGGAUCACGAAACGCUUGCAAAAGAUUUUGCCGCGACGUGUCCAUUUGAGAAAUCGGGACAACGUCCUUUUCUCUUAUUAGACAAAUCGCCCCAUAGAUACAUAGGUUUAAAUAGCGCAGAUAUAGCAGGCGCUCAGUGCGGCUUUGUAGCUUUAUUUUUACUCUGUCCGCAAAAUAUCGGAGUGCACGACGCGACUGAUGAAGAUUUAGAGGCUUUCUGCCAUAUGUGGAGAUGCUACGGAUAUUGUCUCGGAAUGGAAGACGAGUACAAUUUUUGCCGUGGUAGUCUGGAAGAAAUAAAACAGCGUACGCGAGAUCUAUAUCAAUAUUGGAUACUACCCAAUUUUAAAGAUGUUACACCGGAUUGGGAACAUAUGACGAGAUGUCUUGUCGAACCAAUGAAUUUUUAUCCUUUCUUAUAUAUGCCGUAUAAAGCAAUGACAUUAAUUUCUACAGAUAUAUUAAAUCUAAAUAUGCCGAAUUUAUAUACAUCGCUCAAUUACACAGAGUGGAUUGCUUACAAAGUCUGGACAUUUAUAUUACAAUAUGCUCUGCAAUUCUCCACUAUACGAGCAAUUUUUAAUAGAAUAACAUGCAAAGCAGUUAAUAUAGCAAUGAAUUAUAGUCCAGAGAAGCAAAUAGAACUUCAAGAAAAAUCAAGAAAGCUAUUUUCCUGAAUUGUUCUGAUAUAUAUUAAUAUAGUUUAAAUGUUUAAAUAUUCAAAGUUUCAAAAAUCUAUAGCACGCAAAGAAUUAUGGAAAACUUCAAUUUUUCUUGAUUUUAUAAAAAUCCUGGAGUUCAUAAUAAUUCAUAAUAUAAUCAUAUAAAUUAUAAAUAAUCCUACCUGAUAUUGCUGGAUUCAUUUCCAUAAACUGCGCAGAUAUGAAUCUAAAACAAAAAAGAAAAAAUUUUAGGAGAUAAGAAAUGUCAUAUCAAAACGUAUGUAUUAUAUAUCAAAGUUAUUGCAAUACAUCAGAAUUUCAAAAUCGUAAUUUAUGAUAUAUAUUUUCAUAAAAUGGAUACAUAUAGUAUAAUAAAU